AUGGUCAAAAAUAGUUGUAAAACAGUUGCCACUGGCAAUAAUACCUCGAAAUUACUGAAGAUAGUAAAACCUGAAAUUCGUCAAAAUAUUAUAUAUUCAACAACAAACCCGGAUAUACCCAAAAAACGACGUAACAUAGCUGUAGAAAAGAAAAAAAACAUUCAUAAUUAUUCCUCAGAAGAGGAUAUAGAGGAGUUCUGGAUGGAAUCUGAAUCCGAUGAUGAAUCUAGUUCUAAUG
This is a messenger RNA of Acaulospora colombiana, 238 nucleotides long. The record is from the annotation of a GenBank genome assembly. Lineage: Eukaryota; Fungi; Glomeromycota; Glomeromycetes; Diversisporales; Acaulosporaceae.